Molecule: messenger RNA, 276 nt
Organism: Penicillium cataractarum
Lineage: Eukaryota; Fungi; Ascomycota; Eurotiomycetes; Eurotiales; Aspergillaceae
Exons: 2
Coding region: 1-276 (91 amino acids)
Source: RefSeq, a predicted model, not a curated record
AUGCCCAACUUCAUGUUCUUAUGGCCUCAAGGCCUUGAGGGCAUGACCAUCAAAACAACUCGGGGAAAGGCAACAACGGUGCCACGGGCAGUUGCACGGGAGUCGCACAAGAAGGUCGGUUACCUUGUGCCGGGAUUGCGCCACCCAGCUCCUUCGUCAAUCCAGAUCGGUGUGAUGAAAGAGAGUAGUGCAAAUUACUCCAAACUCAACAAAGAGAAUCCCCGGCCCGGAGGCCGAAAGACUCGGGACGCCACCGAGAUGUGGAGCGCUCCUUGA